AUGUGUGUCUGCCUGGAGAACUUGGUGGAGGACCUCGCGCCGCAGGACGCCCUGCAGUGCGCGCACGCGUCCGAGGGGUGCUUCGACGCCGAGGAGAGCGGCGAUCUGGAGAUGGAUUGCCCCGCGGGCUUGGCGAUCGAGGGCAUCGUCGACGGGGGCCUGGACACAAGCUACCUGGACAAGGAGAGCGCAGACACCUGCGGGGAGCCCCUGGACAGCUCCCGAUUCGAGGACGGCGACCUCAAGUACCUGGAGAAGGAAUUCCCCACGUCCACGGGCGAUGGAUGGGGCACCGGCUUCGUCGAGAAGAGCUUGGCGCCCGAGUUCGUCGUCGAUGGAGGCCUGGACCCAAGCUACCUGGACAAGGGGAGCGUCGACACCUGCGGGGAGCCUCUGGUCAGCUCCCUGGCGAAGGCGGCGCCGUGCAAGAGGGGUUGCGAGGACCAGGGCGUCGUAACGCGCCGCCCCUCGCGCUGCAGUUGGGCGGACGAGGUGGACGAGCCUGACUUCGGGGAGUUCCUGGCUUCCCUUGGGCCGACAACCCGUGCCGGGCGUGCUCAGACGAGCAAAGGCCGUCGCUCGCGCGAGGGCGGCGGCUCGCCUGCUCGCGAGGAGGAGCGGAGCGUCUUCUUUGAGGCGUCCGCCCAGUACGACUUCGCGGCGAUGACGGCGGCCAUCGGCGAGGCCAUCCUGAAUUUCGUGCGUGACAAGACUGGAGACGCCAGCAACUUCACAGGCGCUUGGCCAGGCCUCAAUGAUCUGUUGAAUGCUGAAGCCCACCCAGCUCAUGUCGGGUUGGUGCAUGCUGUGAGCAGAGCGUUGGCUUCCGACCCUAUGGGUCAGAAGCGCGACUGCGAGCGGAUCGACUUCGAUUUGGGGAAGAUAGUCAAGCGCAUACAGGAGGAGCUUGACAAGCUAGUGACUGCCGACAUCGAUGGCAAGUUGAAGGCCUUGUCGACGGAGGGCGAGGCGAGAUUCGACACGUUCAAGAUAAACGUGGAAGAGUUGGAGAUCGCAGCCGAAAGCCAGCAGCAGCAACAGCAGCUGCCGAUGUCCACGACCGUGCUGAGCGACAAGCUGGCGCUCGUGGAUCAGAUGCAGCAACCGCAGCAGGAGCAGCUGCAGCAACAACAGCUCCAGCAGUUGGUGAUGCACCAAAAGCUCUACAGCGACCAGCAGAAUUACACAAUCUACCUGAAGGCGCAGCUCAUGACUCUGAGCGAUGCGGUGCUCAGCCUCGGCACGGCCGCCUCCGCCGCGCGGGCGGCGGCGGCCGACGACCCCUGGCGCGAGCACGGCGCCGUCCAGGCGCUACACCGCACGGCCUCGGGCAUUGUGGACCUCGCUGGCCGCGCCGCUGCGGAGGUCCACCAGCGCGCGGAGUGCGCCGAGUUGGAGGCCGAGCGUUUGCACAGGCAAGCGCACGUGGGCUUCAGGGACGGCAUGGGCCAGCUGGAGCAAGGCGCUCGGGACUUCCAGGAGGCGCACGCCGCCCUCGCGGGCCAGGCGCUGGACCGCGUCGCCCGGCACCUCCACGACGUCCAGCAGGCGCAUGCCGCCCUCGCGAGCCAGGCGCUGGAUCACGUCGCCCGGCACCUGCACGACGUCCCGCCCGCGCGGGCCUCCCUCCACGGCGCCAUGGCGGCGCCGCAGCACGUGGCCGUCGCCGCCCAGAG
Molecule: messenger RNA, 1676 nt
Organism: Prorocentrum cordatum
Lineage: Eukaryota; Dinophyceae; Prorocentrales; Prorocentraceae
Source: the annotation of a GenBank genome assembly